AUGGAACUUCCAGCAGUUGUUAAAAAUAUCGAGCUUCCUGCUUCGGUUAAAAACAUAGAGUUACCCGAUGCCGUGAAAAAUAUUGAGCUUCCUAGUGUUGUGAAAAAUGUCCCAAAUGUUGUUAAGAACGUCCCUACUGUCGUGAUGAACAAUGUUCCAGAGGUCGUGAAACAUAUUCAAGUUCCUACAAAUCUUAAUACUCAAAUAUUUUCUUCGUUCGCUACAAGUGCUUUUACAAGCGUCGCGUCUUUAACGAAAUCAAUUCAACAAAAAGUAGAAGAAACUACAAAAGAUAUGCAACAACAGCAUCAAGAAUUUAUUAAACAAAUUAAGGAAGAAACACUUGAGCCAAAGACGGGAACUGAGGCAGUUCCACCAUGGAUUGGACUUCCAAAUGAAGAUGAACUUAAAGACCGUAUAUUGGCAUUAUCUCUGGAUAAACGUAAUUUUACUAUUCCUCCACCAGAAAAUACAAACUUUCAAUUUGACAUAAAUAUAUAUUUUCAGACAGCUAUGGCAACUCUUAAAGCUGAUUCUCACUUAAAACGAAUGCGAUUUGAGCUGACUGCAUUGGGCUCAAUUGAUGGUGUUGUUUUAGAAAACGAGGUUUUUUCUAAAAAUUCUACUGAAAUUUCGGAAUCUAUGCCCAAUGGAAAUGAGGAUAAAGAAAAUCAUGAUCCAUCUAAUAAAGAGGUGUUAUUUGAUGCCACAAAGGGAGAAGAUGCUUGGAUUGAAGAUUUUGAUAGUGCUGCUGCUUUAGUGGGUUCAGAUGGUGAUGUAGAAGAGCCUGAGAACUGGGAAGAACAAUUAAAAGAGCAUUUAUCUUCAAC
Molecule: messenger RNA, 830 nt
Organism: Cetraspora pellucida
Lineage: Eukaryota; Fungi; Glomeromycota; Glomeromycetes; Diversisporales; Gigasporaceae
Source: the annotation of a GenBank genome assembly